CGCGGGCGCUUGGUUGGAGCGUCGCCGCAUCCCAGGUCCCGGCAAAGUUUUUUCGGAGGUCCCGCCCAGAAAGGCCAUGUCCCACGGCCCCCGGCAGCCAGGCGGGGCCACCGCGCCUGCUGGAGGCAAGACCCCGGGCCAGCACGGGGCCUUCGUAGUGACUGUCAAACAGGAGCGCAGCGAGGGUCCCCGUGUGGGAGAGAAGGGGUCCCAAGAGGAGGAGCCAGUGAAGAAGAGAGGCUGGCCCAAAGGCAAGAAGAGAAAGAAGAUUCUCCCCAAUGGGCCCAAGGCCCCUGUCACGGGCUAUGUUCGCUUUCUGAAUGAGCGGCGGGAGCAAAUUCGCACUCGCCACCCGGACCUGCCCUUUCCGGAGAUCACCAAGAUGCUGGGCGCCGAGUGGAGCAAGCUGCAGCCAGCAGAGAAGCAGCGGUACCUGGAUGAGGCAGAGAAGGAGAAACAGCAGUACUUGAAGGAGCUGUGGGCAUACCAGCAGUCGGAGGCCUAUAAGGUCUGUACGGAGAAGAUCCAAGAAAACAAAAUUAAAAAAGAGGACUCCGGCACUGGGCUCAUGAACACACUUCUGAAUGGGCACAAGGGUGUGGACUGUGAUGGCUUUUCCACCUUUGAUGUCCCCAUCUUCACUGAAGAGUUUUUGGACCAAAACAAAGCACGCGAGGCGGAGUUGCGGCGUCUGCGGAAGAUGAACGUGGCCUUCGAGGAGCAGAAUGCGGUGCUGCAGCGCCACACGCAGAGUAUGAGCUGCGCGCGUGAGCGUCUGGAGCAGGAGCUGGCGCUGGAGGAGCGGCGCACGCUAGCGCUGCAGCAGCAACUACAGGCUGUGAGGCAGGCGCUCACCUCCAGCUUCGCCUCGCUUCCGGUGCCCGGCACCGGAGAGACGCCUACUCUCGGGACGCUGGACUUCUACAUGGCACGGCUGCACGGAGCCAUCGAGCGCGACCCCGCUCAGCAUGAGAGGCUGAUCACACGUGUCAAGGAGAUCCUGGCGCGGGUGGCCAGCGAGCACCUGUAACAAACAGGCCUCUAGAACGGGAGAUGGCCCUCUCCACCCACCCAGGAGAAAGCUGGGGGUCCCGAUGGGGCCACACCCGGUGCUGCACCUUGGGGUCUCCAGAUACUACCCCUCCCAUGAAAUCUCAACCGCAUCCCUUUAGCUUGGAACCCUAAGCUCCCAGGUCACAGAACCCGAGACCUACCUCCCUUGCAGGAAGGGUCACACAACAGUGGGAGAGGAACAGAGGAGUCAGUCACUCGACUUGGACACACUCCUGGUGCAGAGCAUGACCCCAGGGUGCUCACUACGGGACCCGGAACUCAAUGCAUAGGCACUGGGUGACAUGGCGCAGCCAGGGGAGGCUGCAGUACAAUCCCCCUGCCCAGUGCCUUCCAUCACUCAAUCCGAACUUUUGAAUAAGUGUUAAA
Messenger RNA from Phodopus roborovskii (desert hamster), 1440 nucleotides. It is a transcript of the gene Hmg20b, whose product is annotated as high mobility group 20B. The record is from RefSeq and is a predicted model, not a curated record. Lineage: Eukaryota; Metazoa; Chordata; Mammalia; Rodentia; Cricetidae. Gene Ontology annotation, cellular component: nucleus. Gene Ontology annotation, biological process: regulation of gene expression. The coding region runs from base 77 to 1030 and encodes 317 amino acids. The transcript is spliced from 10 exons.